This is a messenger RNA of Trichoplax adhaerens, 453 nucleotides long. RefSeq lists its product as uncharacterized. The coding region runs from base 1 to 453 and encodes 150 amino acids. Lineage: Eukaryota; Metazoa; Placozoa; Uniplacotomia; Trichoplacea; Trichoplacidae. Gene Ontology annotation, molecular function: sequence-specific DNA binding. Gene Ontology annotation, biological process: regulation of DNA-templated transcription. The record is from RefSeq and is a predicted model, not a curated record. The transcript is spliced from 3 exons.
AUGGCGGAUAAUUAUCGUAAAGUUCAUAGCAUUAAGCCACAACAGAAACGUAAAACACCCAUGUGUGCAAGAUGUAGACGACAUGGAAUCGAGAUUCCAGUUAAAGAUCAUAAACCCACUUGUCCUUACAAUGAAUGUGAUUGUGAUAAGUGCAAAGAAUAUUUUAAAAAAAAGCGCAACUCUGACUCGUACAACUCCAAUGAAUUCGCUUCACACGAGGAUGGAAAUUUCCCAAAAGAUGACGCUUGUUAUUAUUGGUGCGAAUGGUUAGGAAAAAUUUUUCCCGAAGUUCCACCAGAACGAAGAGAAGAAAUCCUAAUCCGAUCUGGCAUGGACAAGCAAAUGGUUCCAGCUAAUCAAGCAACGACGAGUCCUUCGGUAGCCUCUCAAACGGACGCUGUUGCAGCGCUUAUGUCUUUAACUAGAGUCAAUAUGAAAAAUUUGGGUAGAUAA